GCAAGUGCCGGUUCUGGCUGCACUUUCCUCACGCUGUCAGAUCGUGAGGAAAAUACUGCCGAGAACCGGCAGUUGUGCAGAGCGGGGAUCGGCACCGAUGCUUCCAGGGCACUGAUGAUCAGUGCCCUGAUGAUCGGUGCCCAGCAGGAUGACCCCCGCAACAGUGCCCCCACCUGUGCCCAGAGAUGCCCCCACCUGUGCCCCCACCUGUGCCACUCUGCAGCAGUGCCACCUACCUGUGCCCAGAAGUGCCACCUACCUGUGCCCACCAGUGCCACCCACCUGUGCCCACCAGUGCCACCCACCUGUGCCCACCCACCAGUGCAGUGCUGCCAGUCAGUGCCACCAGUCAGUGCCCAGGGGUUGUGCCAGUCAGUGCCGCCAGUCAUGCCCAGAAGUGAUGCCAGUCAGUGC
Molecule: messenger RNA, 414 nt
Organism: Staurois parvus
Lineage: Eukaryota; Metazoa; Chordata; Amphibia; Anura; Ranidae
Source: the annotation of a GenBank genome assembly